AUGCCCGCGGUCAAGCGUAAGCAUCUCACCAUCGGUGAAGAUGAAUUCAGAGCCCCGAAAAUGCGGUGUAGCAGCCGUCUCAACAGUGAGAGUGUGGACGGGCCUGCGAGAGCCAGCCUGCUGGACCUCCCUGCAGAGAUACUGCUUGAUAUCUUCUACCUGGUCCGUGAACCCUGCAUGAUUCAUGCAUGUCAGAGGCUAUAUAAUCUACUGCCGGACUUCGUUGGAUACAGCAAAAUGCUCCUCGGCCUUGCUUUCGCCACCAGAACUGGGAGCAACCAUCUCGGCUUCUACUACGAUGAUGAGCCCAACCCUCUUGUAGACCUGCACACAGAACUCUGGCCACUUCCUGGACGCAAAAAGCACCACGAUUGGGACUAUGACGAGCGCGAGGAACUGCAAGACACUGUAGCAGUAGGCAAGUGGAUACGACCUUCCCAUCUACGAGCUCUCCACGGCUUUCUAUUCGAUAUACUUGUCACCAACCAAGUAAUAGUGAAUGCAGACUAUCGCUUGACCAACGAACAACGUGUCACUCUUGAUGCUCUGGUAUCCGAGCAUAGAGGGCCCGACCCUGACCUAAAGCUUAGAAUGCAGGUCGAACUUAGACAUAACGGCGGGUGGCACCGUGCCAUGCUGACAUUGCGUGACAACUUCAUGCAUGUGAGGAUCCAUGACAAGACACGGACACAGAAGUUCUAUCAAUUAUACUCUAUCAACUUCAUUCCGGACUGCCUGCUCUGGGAGGAACGGCCCAUCGAGGAGGUAUCAGACCUUAGAGAUCUCUACAUACGCUGCUGCACAAUCAUGCCUGAGGACGGCUUCUGCAGGCUCAUGAGGGGUCCGGAUGCAGACAACAUGUACUGCCACUUGAGGUGCGAUGAAGGUUUGCUAGAGAAGCGAAUCCUACGAGCACUGGAACGCCCACAACCCAUCCAUCGGAGCAUCCCAAACGAAAUUGAAUCCGAUGUAGAACGAUUCUACAACUGGCUAUUGCUCAAUUAUGCUUGCGGAAAUCCAGUCACAAUCACCUACGACAUGCUCAACACUUGCGUGGAAAACAAGCUCGCAGGUUGCCUCGGUCACCUCCUCGGCAACUACUUCACCAUGACUACUACGAACGACUGGAAGUGGAGAGAUAAUUGGCGCAGCGACCGGGAGCCCCAGCAGAACGUGACGGAGAGGCGACGCAAGACGUCCGUGACCGAAGAGGAUCUCGUUAAGCUGAGAGACAAGGCUGACGAGCUGUGGUGGGAUAGAGACUGCGUCAGGCUGAUCGAGGCCGAACUUAGCCAUAUCGAAGACAUGAAGACCAUGGCGAGGACAGAAGGCUUCGUUUCUUGGCAAGCGGCUGAAUUUUCAUACUACAAGGAGCGGGAGCAGGGAGCACUCAUGGAGAGGCUGCACUACGACAGUGAUGAGGAUGCGAGUCUGGCCGAUGAGCUGAGCUCACAGCGAUCGGACUUCUCUGACGAUGAGGACGAGCUGGAUUGGGAUCAUGAUGAAAGCGACGAUGUAGCACAAAGCUCCACCCAGGCAGGCCCCACUGGCGAGAUCUGA
Cyphellophora attinorum is the source of this 1560-nucleotide messenger RNA. RefSeq lists its product as uncharacterized. The record is from RefSeq and is a predicted model, not a curated record. The transcript has a single exon. NCBI's taxonomy places the organism in Eukaryota, Fungi, Ascomycota, Eurotiomycetes, Chaetothyriales, Cyphellophoraceae. Bases 1 to 1560 code for a protein of 519 amino acids.